AUGGCCAAGCCACUAAGCCUGAUCAUGUUAAUUGUGCCUUCCAUAUUCAUGGUUAUGCUCAUGCAAUGCUCAUCUUGUCCUGCUUAUCAGAAACAAUCACUUCUCCAGUUCAAAUCCUCUCUACUCACCACUCUCUUCAAUUCCUCAUACUCACCAUCUGAUAUAUUGAUUCUUCACCUAGAGUCAUGGAACUCCACUUCUGAUUGUUGUAAAUGGGAUAGAGUUGUUUGUGGCUUGCGUUCUCGUGACAUAACAGCUCUACACCUGGACUUUCUGUUCCUCAUGCCUCUUCAAGACCCCAUUGAAGUGAAUGCAAGAAUCUUGGACCCUGUUUUUCGCAUCAGAUCCUUAACGCUUCUUGAUAUCUCCGACAAUAGUAUACAAGGAGGAAUUUCAGGCAAAGGGUUGGCAAAUCUCACUAAACUAGUUGACCUCAACAUGGCAGGGAAUAGUUUCAAUGGCUCAAUUCCAGCAGAACUUUUUUCCUUGAAGUUUCUGCAACUUCUUGAUUUGAGUAGAAAUUCACUAGAAGGUGGUUUACGUAUUGAAGUUGGAAAGCUUGAAGAUUUAAGGACGUUGAACUUGGAUGAGAAUUUUCUUGAAGGAAAUAUUCCUGUACAGAUUGGAAAUCUGACAAAGCUGCAACAGCUUUCUAUUCGCCAGAACAAAUUUUCUGGGGGAAUCCCAGAUUCAAUUCUGAAUUUGAAGCGACUGGAAGUAAUAGAUUUGAGGAAUAAUCAAUUAGUGCUGCAAAUUCCUAGUGAGAUUGGAACUUUGUCCUACAUAUCUACUUUGGCAUUGAGCAAGAACAGUUUCACUGGUGCCAUACCGCGUUCUAUAUUCAACUUGAGCAAACUAGAAACCCUUCGGCUAGAUGAUAACAAGCUUUCUGGAGAAAUUCCUACCUGGUUAUUUGAAAUGUGGAGGAUUAAGAAUUUGGGUCUUGGAGGAAAUAACAUGAAUUGGAAUAAUAAUGCCAGAAUUGUUCCUAAGUUUAGGCUUUCUCAACUCUUUCUCAGAUCAUGUAAAAUAGCUGGAGAAAUUCCAGAAUGGAUUUCCACUCAAAAGAAUAUCAAUCUGCUUGAACUGAGUGACAAUCAGCUCACAGGAAGAUUCCCAAUUUGGCUUGCUGAGAUGGAAGUUGAGAGUAUACUGCUGUCGGAUAAUAUGCUUAAUGGUUCUAUCCCAUCUCACCUCUUUCAAUCUCUAAGUUUAUCAUUUUUGGAUCUGUCAAGAAACAAUUUUUCAGGGAAGCUGCCUGAAAAUAUAGGUGAUGCAAAUCAGAUCCUUUUUCUUAUGCUUUCUGGGAACCAUUUUUCGGGACCCAUUCCGAAAUCUAUUGCAAAAAUGCGUCGACUCUUUCUACUGGACUUGUCAAGAAACAGAUUCUCUGGCAAUACAUUCCCAGUAUUUGACCCUGAUGACAUACUUACUUAUGUUGAUCUUUCAUCUAAUGAACUAUCGGGUGAAAUACCCGUUUCAUUUUGUAAAGAAACAAAAAUUCUUGCACUUCAGGAAAACAAGUUCUCUGGAAAUUUGCCAAGGAACCUGACACAUAUGAAUCAGCUUGAACAGCUUUAUCUCCAUGACAACAACAUUACUGGUAAAUUCCCCAAAUUUCUUUCCCAAAUAUCGACCCUUCAAGUACUGACUCUGCGUAACAACUCUCUACAUGGUUCACUACCAUCCAACUCAUUUUCCAACAAAAGUUGCCUCAGAAUUCUUGAUCUCUCAAACAACAAUCUUGUUGGGAGUAUACCCUCAGAGUUGGGCAAUCUGAACGGAAUGACUGAAGUUCAUUUUACACCUUCACUAUUAACUGUUUUUUCCACAUCCUCAAUCGAGCUCAAUGACUUAUUUGUGAACUGGAAGACGGAAAAUCACUUAAUAGUGAACUGGAAGAAGGUAAUUCAAGACCUCUCAGGUCAUAGCUUUGAUAUCUAUUCUUUGUUGGACUUGUCAAAGAACAAGCUUUCUGGUGAUAUUCCGGCUUCCUUGGGAAAUCUAAAGGAACUGAAGCAACUUAACAUCUCCAACAACAGAAUCGCGGGAAAUAUACCACAAAGCUUUGGAGACUUGGAGAGUAUAGAGACAUUGGACUUAUCAAACAACAUCAUCUCUGGUGUGAUUCCAGAAUCAUUUGGGAAGCUAACUCAACUAUCUGUACUAGAUGUGAGUAACAACAAACUAUGUGGUAUAAUCCCGCGAGGCCGACAAAUGGACACAAUGAAUGUUCUGAGCUAUUUUGCAAACAACAGUGGCUUAUGUGGGAUGCAAAUUGGGGUGACAUGUUCAAGAGAUGAGCCAACACCGGAAACAAGAGAACAGGAUGAUACUAGUGGACUUGAUACAUGGUUCUUGUGGGCAGGAAUUUGGAUUGGAUUCCCACUUGGUUUCAUUCUAUCAGUUUUCGUGAUAUUUGUUAGCGGGUACUUUUAUCUACCACCCACACCAAAGUACUACUCAAUUCAGUAUAGGCACAGAGUAUAG
Molecule: messenger RNA, 2490 nt
Organism: Daucus carota subsp. sativus
Lineage: Eukaryota; Viridiplantae; Streptophyta; Magnoliopsida; Apiales; Apiaceae
Product: receptor-like protein 46
Exons: 1
Coding region: 1-2490 (829 amino acids)
Molecular function (GO): protein binding
Source: RefSeq, a predicted model, not a curated record